AUGAAUGUCCAGUCUGUCAAAAAGGGCCAAAUUGUCCAAUUAAAAGACAAGGCAUGGCGCGUGUUACAUCGCGACCACUCAUCGUCAGGUCGAGGUGGUGCCGUGGUGAAAUUGGACUUGCAAGAUAUUCUAUCGAGUUCUAAGAUUAAUGAGCGUUUCAAGUCUGGCGAUUCUGUUGAAAUUUUGAACUUGCAAGAUGAAGCAUACCAAUAUCUGUACACGGAUGAAAACAUGCUUCAUUUGAUGAAUAUGGAAACCUUUGAUGAGAUUGAGAUGCCUGCCACUGCUUGUGAAGGCGGCGAAGAAUCUGUUGCUAUGCUUGAAGAUGGCAUGAAUAUUGCAGUCAGCUUCUUGACGACGCCCGAUGAUGGACGAAAACCGGUUACUUUCAAGCUACCAUCCAAUUAUACGUUUACGGUAGAUUCAGUUGUGGAACGAGCGGGUCAAGCAGCAAAGGGCACAGUCUACAAGACGGCCACUUUGACCAAUGGUGCAAAACUUCAAGUACCAGAGUUUGUGCAUCCUGGUGAUCGUAUCAUUGUUGAUAUUGAUUCUAAAAAGUACAUGAAACGCGAACUGUAA
Molecule: messenger RNA, 582 nt
Organism: Zychaea mexicana
Lineage: Eukaryota; Fungi; Mucoromycota; Mucoromycetes; Mucorales; Lichtheimiaceae
Exons: 3
Coding region: 1-582 (193 amino acids)
Biological process (GO): translational elongation; peptide biosynthetic process
Cellular component (GO): cytoplasm
Molecular function (GO): translation elongation factor activity
Source: RefSeq, a predicted model, not a curated record